Messenger RNA from Heterobasidion irregulare TC 32-1, 1647 nucleotides. RefSeq names its product amino acid transporter. Gene Ontology annotation, cellular component: membrane. NCBI's taxonomy places the organism in Eukaryota, Fungi, Basidiomycota, Agaricomycetes, Russulales, Bondarzewiaceae. Gene Ontology annotation, molecular function: L-amino acid transmembrane transporter activity. Gene Ontology annotation, biological process: amino acid transmembrane transport. Bases 1 to 1647 code for a protein of 548 amino acids. The record is from RefSeq and is a predicted model, not a curated record. The transcript is spliced from 11 exons.
AUGUCGCUCCUCAGCAACGCAAAGAGGCCUUCAGAAUCUAGUGCUACACUUGUCACCGAGUCUUCUAGUGGCCAUGCUGAGGGACAAGCAGAUCCAGCAGAUGAAGAUGUCUCGGUGACACUUGGCGCUCCAGUCGAGACGAGGAGUCCUUUAGGUCGUCAAGUCACCCUUUUCUCUGCGAUAACAUUGAAUCUCGGCGAGCUGCUUGGAUCAGGAAUAUUCUCAGUUCCCGGGGUCGUCUUGAACUCCGUUGGUUCGGUUGGCCUGCUGCUUGCCUACUGGGUCAUUGCACCGAUCUUCGCUUGUGUCGCUCUUCUUGCUUACACCGAGCUUGCGAGUAUGUUUCCCCAUAGAUCAGGAGCGGAGGUCGUUUUCCUCGAGCAAGCGUAUCCGAGACCACGUUUUCUGGUGCCAAUCUCCUUCGCAGUGUCCACAGUCCUCCUAUCAUUCAGUGCAACAAACUCGAUCGUGUUCGCCCAAUACGCGUCUGCUAUAUUUGAUAUCGAUAUCACCGGAUCGAGGCAGACUGCCUUUGCUCUGGGAGUGGUGACGUUCUGUGUAGCAGUCGUCGGCGUGUCGACAAAAUGGGCUCUGCGAAUAGUCACAGUGUUAACCACCAUCAAGAUUCUAUCGCUAAUCUUUGUCUCAGGCACAGGCGCCGCUGUCCUUCUUGGCUUCACGCAUAUCAGCGAUCCGUUCGCAAAUUUCCGCAACAUAUGGCAAGGCAGCAGCACGAACCCCAACGCACUCGCGACCGCUCUAGUCAAAACAAAUUUCGCCUUCGUGGGGUGGGCAAACUCUUACAAUGUCCUGAGCGAAGUCAAAGGCGACAAUCCCGUGCGCACCGUCCGCAAUGCAGGGCUGAUCUCCUUGUCCAUGGUCACCAUCCUCUUCUUCUUGACCAACCUUGCUUACGUCGCCGCAGUGCCGGCGGAAGAGAUCAAGGGCUCUGGCCAGCUUGUUGCAGCACUAUUCUUCAGCCAUGUGUACGGUGAACACUGGGCUGCGAGGAUCCUGCCUGUAAUGGUAGCGUGCAGCUGCGUGGGCAACAUCACUGUCGGUCAAGCCCGUGUGCUGCGUGAAGUCGCCCGUCAAGGCCUCCUUCCUUAUCCCGAGUUCUUCGCCUCCACAAAGCCAUUCGGAACGCCUCUGGCCCCCGUCUCUCUCAAAUGCGCUCUCACAGUCAUCGUCCUCCUCGCGCUCCCGGCCAAAGACGCAUUCAGCUUCAUGCUUGACCUGACUUCAUAUCCGAAUCUGAUAUUUGCAGCUGCAACGGCGAUUGGUGUUUGGAGGCUUCGGCGCUCGCGUGCUCUAGUCGGGCUAGCUCCGUCACCAUUCCGUGUCAGUAACUUUGCAGUCGGCCUAUGGCUGAUGCAAUGUGUAUUCUUGCUUGUGAUGCCCUGGGUACCUCCAGAACACGGACGAGGCGAUGUUUCGUUUUGGUAUGCGACAUAUUGCGUCGUUGGCCUUGCAGUACUUGGCUUCUGCGGGCUCUAUUACUAUACUUGGAUCAUCCUCCUCCCGCGUUUCGGUGGAUAUAAGAUCGUCGAACAAAUUGUGGAGUUGGACGAUGGUGCUCGUACUACCCACCUUAUUCGGAAAUACGAGACCCCAUCGGAGCGAGAACCUCUCCUUACGGUUCGUUAA